Messenger RNA from Spea bombifrons (plains spadefoot toad), 3565 nucleotides. RefSeq names its product potassium voltage-gated channel subfamily B member 2 (gene KCNB2). Gene Ontology annotation, cellular component: voltage-gated potassium channel complex; membrane. Gene Ontology annotation, molecular function: protein binding; delayed rectifier potassium channel activity. Gene Ontology annotation, biological process: protein homooligomerization; potassium ion transmembrane transport. The transcript has 3 exons. The record is from RefSeq and is a predicted model, not a curated record. NCBI's taxonomy places the organism in Eukaryota, Metazoa, Chordata, Amphibia, Anura, Pelobatidae. Bases 383 to 3082 code for a protein of 899 amino acids.
CCCUGUGUGCCGACAGCAAGCAGCAGGGUCUGGGCUUUCAUGGCUUCAUGGCUUCUCUGACACUUUCUUAUUUUAGCACCGGUUAACGUUCUGUAGACUUGUGGAUUCCUGGAUCUGUCCAACAAACCAGGCAUGGGACAAAACAAAACCGAGCCCCCCGUGCCAAGUGCAUUCGUCUAGUGAACAUCUAGAAGGCAACAUCUGGAACAGGGAUGAACCUGUCCCUCUCUUCUGGUUGCCCAGCUUCUCAUUAAUCCAACUGGAGAUCACUUCAAAUAAGAGUGGACCAUACCAACUACGGAAUCUAACGUGACCGCAUGACUUUGUUUCCCAUGACACAAUAUUCGAAAGAACUGAUUUAAGCAACAGUGUGUUGUUCAACAUGGCAGAAAAGGUUGCACCUGGGCUCAACAGGAAGGCUUCCAGGUCUACACUCUCCCUUCCACCAGAGCCGGUAGAAAUCAUUAGAAGCAAAGCGUGUUCGCGGAGAGUGAAAAUAAAUGUUGGAGGUUUAAACCAUGAGGUUUUAUGGAGAACUUUAGACCGGCUACCAAGGACGAGGUUAGGAAAACUCCGAGACUGCAAUACACAUGAAACUCUCCUGGAAGUGUGUGAUGACUAUAAUCUGAACGAGAAUGAAUAUUUUUUUGAUCGACAUCCAGGAGCUUUCACUUCAAUUUUAAAUUUCUAUAGGACAGGGAAGCUACACAUGAUGGAGGAGAUGUGUGCUCUGUCAUUUGGUCAGGAGCUUGAUUACUGGGGAAUUGAUGAGAUAUACUUGGAAUCAUGCUGUCAAGCUAGAUAUCAUCAGAAGAAAGAACAAAUGAACGAGGAACUGAGGAGAGAAGCUGAGACUUUAAGAGAGAGGGAAGGAGAAGAAUUUGACAACACGUGCUGUCCAGAGAAAAGGAAAAAGCUUUGGGACUUACUGGAAAAACCAAACUCAUCAGUGGCUGCGAAGAUUUUGGCAAUUAUAUCGAUCCUGUUUAUUGUGCUGUCUACUAUUGCGUUAUCACUUAACACAUUACCUGAUUUGCAAGAACCUGAUGAAUUUGGACAGCCGAACGACAACCCACAGCUGGCACACGUCGAAGCUGUGUGCAUUGCCUGGUUUACAAUGGAGUAUCUUCUGCGUUUCCUUUCUUCCCCAAACAAAUGGAAGUUUUUCAAAGGGCCAUUGAAUAUAAUUGAUUUACUGGCUAUUUUACCUUACUAUGUAACUAUUUUCCUCACGGAGUCAAACAAGAGUGUGCUUCAGUUCCAAAAUGUCAGACGUGUGGUUCAGAUAUUUAGAAUUAUGAGAAUACUGCGUAUACUAAAACUUGCCAGACAUUCGACAGGGCUCCAGUCAUUAGGAUUUACACUCAGACGGAGUUAUAAUGAAUUGGGGUUACUUAUUUUGUUCUUGGCAAUGGGGAUCAUGAUUUUCUCCAGUUUGGUAUUUUUUGCUGAGAAAGAUGAAGAUGCCACAAAGUUUACCAGCAUACCGGCAUCUUUUUGGUGGGCAACCAUAACCAUGACAACAGUAGGAUAUGGAGACAUUUAUCCCAGGACUUUAUUGGGUAAGAUUGUUGGAGGACUUUGUUGCAUUGCUGGAGUGUUAGUAAUAGCGUUACCCAUACCGAUCAUAGUAAAUAAUUUCUCGGAGUUUUACAAGGAACAGAAGAGGCAGGAAAAGGCUAUAAAGAGAAGAGAGGCACUUGAACGAGCUAAAAGAAAUGGAAGUAUAGUGUCCAUGAAUCUGAAAGACGCAUUUGCACGCAGCAUGGAGCUGAUCGAUAUUGUCGUGGAUAAGUCUGCAGACGAAUCAAACACAAUACAGAAGGCCAGUGAUAAUCAUUUGUCCCCGAGUCGAUGGAAAUGGAAUAAAAGAACGUUAUCAGAAACAAGUUCAAACAAAUCAUUUGACAAUAAGUAUCAGGAAGUUAGUCAACAUGAUUCUCAAGAACAAUUGAACAACACAUCUUCUAGUCCACAGCACCUUAGUGCGCAAAAACUCGAGGCUCUUUAUAACGAAAUAACAAAAGCUCAAUCCCAUCCAACUGUUAAUACAUCAUAUCAGGAACAGUCUGCUGUUCCUCCAGCAUACGAGGAGGAAAUUGAGAUGGAGGAUGUUUCUGCAAAGAGAAAUCAGCUCUUAGUAGCACAUAGGGAUAUAAUAACUGACAUGAGAAGUGUUUCCAGUAUUGACAGCUUUGCUAGUUGUGCAACAGAUUUUACAGAAGCGGAGAGAUCUCCCCUAACACCAUUUCCUGGUAGUAACCUAGAGGCUAGAUUUCCUUCGUAUACAGUGCCUGAAGAAGGAAGUCUUAAAGUCUCACACUACCAGCCACGUUCAAAAUACACAGGUUUUGCCCCCAAAGAUGUCACUUUUGAGUAUAGGUUAUCUGAAUCGCCUGCCAGAAAUGAUAACACAAACCCUAAAAUAUUACUUCAGAAUCAAGUUGAUAGUGAAUUAGAAAACAACCAAAGUUCUCUAAAAAUCAACAACCCAUUGAAAUCUAGAUCACUUAAAGUUAACUUCAGAGAAAUAAAAGGCAGGGCUGCACAGACUCAAGCAAGCAUUACACGCUCAUUGCCGCUAAACCCAAUAGACCAUCCCUUAUACAGUCAUCUGCAGCUAGGUACGGUUUUUCUACAAGAUUUCUCUUCUCAUGAACAACCAAAGCCACAAGCAGAAUACUCAAGCGGCAUAACAAGGUCUCCGCAGAAGUCUCCUUCUCGGAACCCAAAGCUUUAUGCACUCUCUUCAAAAAAGACAAGCAGUUUUACCGAAAUUGGUACAGAAGAUGAAGAUUUCAUGCAGAUUUGUAGUUCAAAAAACAAUGCUCAGGAGGAAGUCAAAACAAACUGCACAGAGGAAAAAAAUGGUGGAAAUCACAUUGCGUCAGAAAGUACACCUUUGUCUACACAAAAAAACAUAACUCAAAACUGUACUCAGGACAUUUACCAGUCAGGGGAGGAUAUUAAGCAGGACAAUAAUCAAGACGAAAGUAAGAUGGAAAAUCACCUAUUUGUCCCAGAAAUCCACUCAAAUGCUGAUGAAUCAGGUUAUUGUCAAACACGUGAGACCAGCAUGUGACUAGCUGAAAAAGCAAUAAAGAUUUUUUUUUUCUUAAAAGCACUAUAGGUUGGUAUUGCCUGUGAACUAAGAAAAGGAAAAGCCUCAAAGACAUCCGUACACUAUUCAUUUUGCAUGGCAUGAAGGAUUGUUUAGUUGAAAUAGUUGAGGAGCUAUUUUUUUUUUUGUAACAAAAUGACUCAACAUCAGAGUGUAAUAAAAACAUGCUCGAUUGGGAGCCUGUGUACUGCGAAACCUGACAUUCUGUCAUCCCUUAAUCAACAAUUGUAGAUAUGUUUCAGAACGCUAUAAUGCAAUGUAGAGUUUGCACAUGGAAGGAUAUCUAUGUCAAUGCAUGCAUUGAGCGGGAGGAAAUGGGGUCCUGUGAGCUUUAGAAAAAGCCUAUAUAUGUACAUACGUUAGCUACAAGAAAGAGUUUAGUUAUAUAAGUAUAAAUAUAUAAAUAUGUUAAUGGUGAAAAGCAGUUAAUCAGGACAAAGGUAC